AUGAUAAGGGAAGCAAAACAAGAAGAUAUGCAGGAAAGCCGAGAGGUGCGCCUAGCAGCAGCAGCAGCAGCAGAAAGCCCUCCUGCAGCAGCAGCAACAGCAGCAGCAAACCCUUUGGCGUUUCUGAUGGGUAUGAACAGCAACAAAGGAGAAGAUGAAGCAGCAGCAGCAAACAGCAGCAAAGAAAAAGAAGAUAAUUUAAAAGAAAUGAUAAUCAUAAACAACAAAUCGCCUGGUGUACAUACACCAGAAGAUAAUAAGACAAUUGCAAACCAGCAAGACGAAGCAGCAGCAGCAACAGGAACAGCAGCAACAGCAGCAGCAGAAGCAGCAACUGGAAAGCCUGCUGCUGCUGAUACCUCCCCAGCAGCAGCAGCGGCAGCAGGAACAGCAGCAGCAGCAGCAGCAGAAGCAGAAGGUGCAGGAGAUAUGCUUUUGAUUGAAAGCAAAUUUGAAGAAGAAGACAAGAAGAAAGAAAUUCUAAAUAACUCGGACUCUGAAGAAGAGGGUUAUGAGCUUGUUGAAAUGUGCAGAGACACCGCAGCCGAACGCCAACAGACAGACAGCGAAAAAGAUAAAGAUAAAGAUAAAGAAAGCAACAGACGGGUAUUUCUUUUGCUUUGCUGUAAUUAA
Molecule: messenger RNA, 633 nt
Organism: Eimeria acervulina
Lineage: Eukaryota; Apicomplexa; Conoidasida; Eucoccidiorida; Eimeriidae
Exons: 1
Coding region: 1-633 (210 amino acids)
Source: RefSeq, a predicted model, not a curated record